AUGAUUGAAAGAUUUCAUAGGACAUUAAAGACUGCUAUUACAGCUUCAGAUGAUUCUACCUACUGGUCUGAAAUUCUUCCUUGGAUAUUAUUAGGACUACGUACGUCUAUUAAAGAAGAUUUAAAAUGCUCUUCUGCAGAAUUAGUUUUUGGGCAAACAUUAAGACUACCAGGUGAAUUAGUUGUUUCGAACGGUUAUAAUAAUGAAGUUGACAAUACAAAUGAAAUUCUUGUUAAGCUAAGAAAAUAUUUUUCAAAUGUUAGAUCAAAAGUGGUACAUCACAAUAAAGGAUACUCUUUUGUUCCUAAGAACUUGGAUACUUGUGAAUACGUUUUUGUUAAAGUUAUUCACAAAUCAAAUUUACAAUCACCUUAUGAAGGACCAUUUAAAAUUAUUUCGAAAAAUAGUAAAGUAUUCAAAAUUCAAUAUGGAAAUAUGAUUAAAACAGUUUCAAAAGAUUUACUCAAACCUGCAAAUAUAAUUUCUGAUACAACACAAAACUCUAAUUCACUAACAAUUCCAAAUACACAAAAGAAAAUAACAUUUAAUAUUAAUUAA
Messenger RNA from Rhagoletis pomonella (apple maggot), 558 nucleotides. RefSeq lists its product as uncharacterized. The transcript has a single exon. Gene Ontology annotation, molecular function: nucleic acid binding. The coding region runs from base 1 to 558 and encodes 185 amino acids. Lineage: Eukaryota; Metazoa; Arthropoda; Insecta; Diptera; Tephritidae. The record is from RefSeq and is a predicted model, not a curated record.